GUUUGACGUCACGGGGAGUUAAUUUUAAAUCGGAGCAAGAUGGCGGAGGGGGCCGAGGCCGCGCGGAGGCAGCCGCCGCUCCCGGGCUUGCGGCGCCGGCGGCCGGGCAGCGAGCCCCGCGCCGAGGCCAACCACGUCUCGUCCACCAGCAGCCUCGGUGAGGACUACGAGGAGGAGGAGCUGCUGGCCCCCGAGGAGGCCGCGCGGAAGCCCUGCCCGGUGCAGAUCGUCCUGGCGCACGAGGACAGCCACGACUUCGAGCUGGACGAGGCGGCGCUGGAGCGGGUGCUGCUGCAGGAGCACGUGCGCGACCUGGGCAUCGUGGUGGUGUCCGUGGCCGGCGCCUUCCGCAAGGGCAAGUCCUUCCUGCUGGACUUCAUGCUCCGCUACAUGUACAACCAGACGUCCGAUGGCUGGAUGGGCGGCGGCGACGAGCCGCUGACGGGCUUCACGUGGCGCGGGGGCUGCGAGAGGGAGACGAUGGGCAUCCAGGUGUGGGACGAGGUCUUCGUGGUGGAUCGGCCCGACGGGACGAAGGUGGCCGUGCUGCUCAUGGACACGCAGGGCGCCUUCGACAGCCAGUCGACCAUCAAGGACUGCGCCACCGUGUUCGCCCUGAGCACCAUGACCAGCUCCGUGCAGGUCUACAACCUGUCCCAGAACAUCCAGGAGGACGACCUUCAGCACUUGCAGCUCUUCACGGAGUACGGGAGACUCGCCAUGGAGCAGAUCUACCAGAAGCCCUUCCAGACGCUGAUGUUCCUGAUCCGAGACUGGAGCUACCCGUAUGAGUACCCGUACGGGCUGGAGGGCGGGAGGCAGUUCCUGGAGAGGAGGCUGCAGGUUAAGCAAAACCAGCACGAGGAGCUGCAGAACGUAAGGAGGCACAUUCACAAUUGUUUCUCAAACCUUGGUUGCUUCCUUUUGCCACAUCCUGGUCUUAAAGUUGCAACUAACCCUAAUUUUGAUGGGAGACUGAAAGAUAUCGAUUCGGACUUUAAGCAAGAACUCGAAAACCUGGUCCCGUUGCUGCUAGCCCCCGAGAACCUGGUAGAAAAGGAAAUCAGUGGAUCUAAGAUCACGUGCCGAGACCUUGUAGAGUACUUUAAGGCCUACAUCAAGAUCUACCAGGGGGAGGAGCUGCCGCACCCCAAGUCCAUGCUGCAGGCAACCGCUGAAGCCAACAACCUUGCUGCAGUGGCGGGGGCCAGAGACGUCUACUGCAGACACAUGGAGCAGGUGUGCGGCGGGGACAAGCCUUACAUCGCCCCCUCGGACCUGGAGCGCCGUCACCUGGACCUCAAGCAGACGGCGCUGCGGCACUUCCGGUCGGUGAAGAAGAUGGGCGGGGAGGACUUCUGCCGGCGCUACCAGGACCAGCUGGAGGCGGAGAUCGAGGAGACCUACGCCAGCUUCCUCAAGCACAACGACGGCAAGAACAUUUUCUACGCCGCCCGCACCCCGGCCACGCUCUUCGCCGUCAUGUUCGCCAUGUACGUGGUCUCGGGACUGACCGGCUUUGUGGGCCUGAGCUCCAUCGCCGUCCUGUGCAACCUGGUCAUGGGGCUGGCCCUGACCUCGCUCUGCACCUGGGCCUACGUCAAGUACUCUGGGGAGUUCCGGGAGCUCGGGACGCUCAUCGACCAGGUCGCCGAGACGCUGUGGGAGCAGAGGAGUCCGCGGAAGGUGUUGUCCAAACUCUUGGAAGUCACUCGGCGGCGAGUGGCCCGCCGGGCCCCGUCCUCGGCACCGCGGCAGAGACUGGCGCCCAGCAGUAACAAGAAGAGAAAUUAGGCAGUGUGCCCGGCCUCUCCGGGCGGCGGGCGCGAGCGGGGCGCCGGGUCCGCGCAGGAGGAAAGUCCUUGUGUUGGUGACCGUGUGGCCGCAGCGCUGUCUGGGGACAGGCACCUUUGCAUUUCUCGCGCCCCCCGCCCCGGGGGGUUUCUUCGUGGCUUGACUUGACGUUCUCCUCUCGUGUCCGGGGUCGCUCGUCCCGUCCCUCACGUGUGUCUUGUUUGCACAUCUCUCGUCCCACAGGUGUUGAAGCCCCUGGGCGACAAUCUGAUGGAGGAGAACGUCAAGCAGUCUUUCCGGAACUCCCUCCGGGCGGGCCUCACCGAGCAGGUGGCACAGCAGGCCCGGCUGAAGGCGGACUGACGGCCGCCCGCCUCCUCCCGCUUCUGUACAGUGAGAACGCAAAUAAAGAUAAACCAAAGUUUACAAUCGACUCUAGAAGUAGUUUCGUAGAAGCGGCCCCGGCGGCCGGCCGCCCGCCUUCUCUCCCGCCCGCCCGCCCGCCCGCGCGAGUUAGCGAAGUCUCUUUAGCAGGAUAUUUCAGGGAAAUCUUCGGAGAAGUCUCUAGUCUCUCCCAGUGUCCGUUGAGAUUUUGAUUUUGUAGAGAAGUUUCGAAUCAAGUGCAUCAGGAAUCCCAGGGGGACGCCAGCGAGGCCCGGAGGGGCCGGGCGGCCGGGCAGCGUCCCCGGGGCCGAGGUCUUGCCUUUUCAACUCACGAACCUGCCCUCCCGGAGCUGCGUGCGGGCACCAGGGCCGCCGUGCCGGGCGCCUUCCUGUACAUAGACUCGCCAUGGAUUUUACUGGGGGCAAAGUCCAUCCACAACCGUUGCCUACAGCUCCGAGUCACGAGUGUUUGUACAGUCUGUAGCUUUUAUUUUCUAAACCCACAGAUAGGGCAUGUAUAUGAUUAUAAAUAUAUAAAUACGAUUUUGUAUCCAAAGUUUUGUAGUCUAUGGCAAAACCCGGCCCCGUGGUGGCCGCGGCCCGUCCUGUGUGAAUGCGUAGCCAGUUUGCAGUUUUUGAUAUCUGUGUGAUAUUUCUCCUCGAGCACCGCACUCGCACCCUGAGGGGCCUCACUGGGAAUGUUUAUUGUGACCUUGUCCUCUGUUGCAUUUUAAAGUUAUUUCCUGUAAUUUAUUUUCAGUACAUAAUUAAAAAAAAAUCGUUGUAUAU
Molecule: messenger RNA, 2967 nt
Organism: Sorex araneus (European shrew)
Lineage: Eukaryota; Metazoa; Chordata; Mammalia; Eulipotyphla; Soricidae
Gene: ATL2
Product: atlastin GTPase 2
Exons: 14
Coding region: 40-1794 (584 amino acids)
Biological process (GO): endoplasmic reticulum organization; protein homooligomerization
Molecular function (GO): GTPase activity; GTP binding
Source: RefSeq, a predicted model, not a curated record